AUGAAAAUCAUCACACAAAAUUGCAGGGGACUGAAUCUCCCAGAACGCAGAACUAAUCUCUUGAGGGACCUUCAGAGAGAGAGGGUUGCAGUCGCUCUUCUCCAGGAAACUCACUUUCGGGAGGGAGCGGCCCCGGCACUCAAAAACAAACAAUACCCCACUAAUUACUUCAGCAACCACCCCACAGCGAAAAAGGCAGGGGUCGCGAUCCUUAUAGCAGCUCGUCUACAAUUCCAGGAACAGGAUCACCUUAUAGACCACAACGGCAGAUACGCCUUCGUAAAGGGGAAUAUCGCAGGGCGAUGCUACACGUUCGCGACAAUCUACGUCCCCAAUAAUAAUCAAUCUAGAUUCCUUAAGAACACACUAAAGGCACUAACAGACUUCACGGAAGGAACCGUGGUCACGGGAGGAGACUUCAAUGUCACACUAGAUCCUAAAGUAGACUCCUCAACGGGACACAGCAGCAUUCCACAGAGAGAAAUAAGAACCAUAAACCAUACUCUGAAAACACUGCGCCUGGUAGACUGUUGGCGAACGCUAAACCCAUUAGACAGAGAAUACACCCACUAUUCCAUAAUACACAAAAGAUACUCCAGGAUAGACUUCCUAUUAUUGCAACAAGAAGCACUAAUAAGACUUAGGAGAGCAUCCAUACACACUGCAAUGUGGUCGGAUCACGGACAAGUGUCGAUAGACCUCGAAUCUCCACUCAUAAGACCGACGAAAACGACGUGGAGACUCAACGACUCCCUCUUAACCGACCUCCCACUAAGGGCCCAAGUCACCGACACUCUACAGACAUAUUUUACCGAGAAUGAGACGGGAGACGUAUCAGAUAUGACAAUAUGGGAGGCACACAAAAGUGUACUCCGGGGCAAGCUCAUCCAAAUCGCGUCACAACGGAAAAAAGAGGCGGGCACACUUAUGUCAACCAUCCUGGACCGGAUCCACUCCCUGGAAACACAACACAAACGCCAACAGGUGGAAGAUACCUACAGGGAACUAUUAGAGGAAAGAAGGAGACUACACGCACUACUACUCAAGAGACACCUGAGACAACUCCGCAGAUCUAAAGGUUUCUUCUACCUCCACGCAAACAAAGGAGGCAAACUCCUCGCACACAUGCUCAGGGGACAACAACACCCCUCACAAGUCCACAAAUUAAAAACAAGCAACGGCACUACUACCCAAAACCCGGAGAAAAUCGCCAAGGAAUUCUUCACUUACUACUCCUCACUUUACAGUACACACUCACAAAGCGACGAAGAAGGCAAGCGAAUCAAACAAGGUCACAUGGAAUGUGACAAAUACUUCUCACAGAUAAAAGUAUACGACGGAAUACAAAUCUCAAACCCAACGCCUUGCAAUUCAUUGAAUUCGCAGACACACACACCCACAUAG
Messenger RNA from Pelobates cultripes (western spadefoot toad), 1404 nucleotides. NCBI's taxonomy places the organism in Eukaryota, Metazoa, Chordata, Amphibia, Anura, Pelobatidae. The record is from the annotation of a GenBank genome assembly.